Molecule: messenger RNA, 2326 nt
Organism: Ornithodoros turicata
Lineage: Eukaryota; Metazoa; Arthropoda; Arachnida; Ixodida; Argasidae
Product: sec1 family domain-containing protein 2-like
Exons: 15
Coding region: 326-2272 (648 amino acids)
Biological process (GO): intracellular protein transport; vesicle-mediated transport
Source: RefSeq, a predicted model, not a curated record
UAAAUCUGUAAUAUUGUCGCACCUGUUGCUCCACUUGGAAGUCUGCUCGUCUGUCUGACCUGAAUCAAAAGGCCUACCAACCACCAAUCACAAAGGUGCCUCGGUGCCUCAGCUGCCGUAACCAUGGUGACGAGCCGCAAUCAGCCUCAUGGACAGCCACAGGUUUUCUGUGCUUGAAAAUAUUAGCGAAGUUUACGAUGUCCACGUAGCGAAAACAAGCAUCUUUCUAUCAUCUAGACCACGACCGUCACUACGCCCGGCAUUGCAGUCUGUGAAAAGGGGCGACUGAAUUUCUGUGCGAUUUGCAUCUUCCAACUCAAUCACUAUGCAUGAGAGUAGCAUUGCUCUGGACAAAAUUGCAGCACAGCUGUGGACAGCUGAAGUAAUCCCACGAGUGAAAGGUGCCGUAGUGUACAUGGACAAUCACAUGGCAGAAGCCGUGCACUGGAACAGAGGUGUUACGUGGAUCCUGGAAAGCGGUGCGGUGGCUGUUAGAGAGCUGUCAUAUUUCGAGUGCGGCCUCGACAAGUCAGAAGAAAAAGCAGUUUUCCUUGUAGGGGUUCCCUUAGUAGGGUCGUGUUGGUCACAAAUAUCUGCCGUAGUGCGCGCCAGCUGCUUCACCAGUUGUACCGUCAUCACAUCCUGUCCUGCAUCAGCACACCAUUCGGCCCUGUAUGGUGCAACACCUCAUCCCCAGCAAGAGCUCAGAAAUUCCUUCCUCCACCUCGAGGAACAGCUUUUGGACUGGAUGGGCAACAUGAACUUUUCAGUGAAGGUCAUCUACAUUCCUCUGGCUUUGAUAAGCGUGGCUCCGAGCUUCUUCCUCAUGCCUCAGUUCCGAGAUGUAUUCCCCAUGCUUCCAGUGUUUCAAGACACUAACGAGAAGCUUGUUCAGGAACUAGGAGCUCUACCCAGGCCUCUUCAUACAGACAUUCAGUCCUUAGUGGGAAACCUGUACAGCCUGUUGGAGUCGCUGAAUGUAAAGGCCGACAUCUUCUCACUGGGACCCACGUCGCACCUCAUUGGAGAGGAGCUGGAACGUUAUGCCAGGAAUUCGAAAAAUGGCAGGGGUCUGACACUAAUACUUGUAGACCGCACAAUGGACAUGGCAGGAGCGCUCACGUCGGCUUGCGAUUCUGUGAUGGACCGGGUAGUCCGUGUACUUCCCCCUCUUGCCAGUGGUCACUCAGUCGAUGUCCAGGUGGACAUGUCUCCCCUAUGCACCACCAGAUCAUUGUCAACUGCAGAAAGGGGAGCCCCAAGCUGUGUGGCAUCGGGUUGUCUUGCACACAAUGAUUCCACGGUUGCCAUGCAUCUCCUGGUCACUGCGAAGCAAAAGGAAUGCCUGAUGGAACUCAAUCGGUUGCUAGUAGAAUGGGGAAGUCGGAAUGGGGUACGGUUGGAUGUUGGAGGACGUCUCACCCCACAGCAGCUUCAGAAGCGUGUGACUCAAUUCAGAGGUACGUCCAGAAAUGUAUUACAAGGAGGCCUCUUACAGCAAGUGCUCGGGGUAGCUCAGGCGCUCUCCCACAGUGAUGCAGCCAAGUUACAGGAUCAAUAUGGUGCAGAGAAACUCCUGCUUCAAAAUGCUGUGGCCAAUGGUGGAUCCCCAGUGGUACAGCUGUUACAGAGCAGGGGAUCCAUGGGGCUCUCAUUGGAGGACGUCAUUGUUCUUCUUACACUGCUGUACUCGCUACUUGGCGAAAAGGCACUCGGCAACGAUGUGUCUCUGCUCAAGGCUGAAAUAGUGCAAGCAAUCUACCAGGCAGCUGAAAAGAAUGAGCUUCCUUACUUCCUGCAAGACCUGUUGGGAGAAGAUGUCCAUGAGGGAAAUGCAGUCCUGACAGCCGUGGAACACAUGUUCGAGGUACUUGAAGGCUUGGGUUCUACUGCCGACACAGCUAAGCACAGGUUACUUCUAGACUGCUCUAAUCCAGGCACUCAGCCAGCUGUGUACAAGCCCCUGGUACAGCAGCUUCUACAUGAAAUAUUACAAGAUGACCCAGCCCUCCCAUUAGAACACCAUGCUGGAGGCCUUACUGACAGGAUAAAGGCUGGAUUUGGAUUCUUCCGAGUGGCAGCGAAGCCACAUCCCAGGGACAACCCCGUAGUCAUUCUCUUCGUAGUUGGAGGCGUGACAGCGUCGGAGGCUAAACUUGUGUCAGAUCUUGUUGCGUCAAAUAAAAUUAACAAACAGGUGAUAGUUGGUGGUACAGCUCUGGCGAAACCUCGAGAACAGUUGCAACUUCUGUUCCAAAGAAGGUUUUUGUGAUAUGUGACCUACUGAUAGUGUGAUGUACUGAAAAUAAAUACCUAUAGCUAUACA